GGCCCUUCGCCCUCGCUCUAAAUAGAGGCUUUAUUUUGUAAACAGGGAGUAGUGCUACCGUGGCGCGCGUUUCGCGGUGGCAGUGUCGCGGCACAAGCACGGUACCACCACGGGCAGUGCCGCUGUGACCGUCGGCAGUAUGGGGUGUGCGUGCCGCGGUGUGCCGCGCUGUGUCAGCCUUCCGUGAUGACUGCGAGCGGCCGUCGCUCUUCCUGGCUCACAUGGACCCUCUGUGCACUGAUUGCGGCCUGUGAGACUGCAGCUCCGCCCGACAGUUUAAGACUCGUGUGGUUAUCUAACACUACCCUCACAUGCAACGAUGGUUCGCCAGCUGGAUAUUACAUGCGUCGCGGUAGCAACAAUCACCAUUGGGUGGUCUAUUUGGAAGGUGGUGGGUACUGCUGGGACAAGGCUUCGUGCGACGUGCGCUGGCGUCGCCGACCCAGUCUUAUGUCUUCCACGCGUUGGCCUCGGGCUCGCAGGGCACCAGCUCUGCUCUCCGCUGACCCACAGGCCAACCCCAUUUGGCACACAUCUAAUCACGUCUUGCUGCCAUACUGUUCCAGUGAUAUGUGGGCGGGUACACGCACGUAUCGACACUCCAGUUCCAACAGCAGCUUUGCCUUCGCAGGACGUUUUAUUGUUCGGUCCGUCCUCGACGAACUCCUGAAAAUAGGACUCGCCGGCCGUCUACUGCUGGUCGGUUCAAGUGCUGGUGGAACUGGUGUUAUGCUCCACGUGGAUUCCGCAAGGCGAAGUCUUCGUCCGCACGGUGUUCGGGUAGCUGCUAUUGCUGAUUCUGGUUGGUUUCUUGAUCGACCACCAAAAGCGAGACGCGCAUCUUCUGCCGAUGCCAUCGCACGGCUGGGGCAUUCUCUGUGGUCGGGAUCUCCACCAAAUUCGUGCGUCCGAGAAUACCGCGAAAAACCUUGGCUAUGUUAUUUCGGAUACCGCUUAUACCCACACAUUCGAACACCUCUAUUUGUUUUUCAAUACCUGUUUGAUUCUGCGCAAUUGACAGCAGAAGGAGUACGAGCCCCGCGAACUAGAGCACAGUGGGAUGCAGUUCAUGAGACUGGUUCUGCAAUUCGUGCGAGUCUGAAACGCGUGCGUUUUACCUUUGCGCCGGCUUGUAUUGCACACGGUGCACUUGCUCGGCCAGAAUGGUUGGCAAUCAACGUGUCGGGUGUAUCAUUACCCAGAGCUAUCUCGUGUUGGGAACGGCGGUUUAGCAAUGGAAGCAGACGAGUGCGCGCUAGAUGUGCGCCACGGAGGUUGAUAGAGCGAUGCUCGUGGCCUCAGUGUAACGGAUCGUGCCCUCGAUUACGAGACCCUCGUACUGGUGAGGAAGUGGCACUUGCUGCGCUUUUACAGAGCUUUGGACUGGAUGUUCGUGGUGCUGCGGCUGCGAUGGGACUUGAUGCUCGGGCUUUGUCCCGCAUGAGUCGUGCAGAGUUGCUGCCUCUGUUGGCACCGCACACGUGAUAAAAAUGACUGUUUUGUGCUUUAACUGCACGGCUAAUCUACCUCGUUUGUUUCAAGUACAACUAUUUUUACUGUUUAGAUAUUUAUUCUCAUAGAUAACAAGUAAUAUAAGACAAUAUUUUAAGAAAUUU
Molecule: messenger RNA, 1616 nt
Organism: Pararge aegeria (speckled wood butterfly)
Lineage: Eukaryota; Metazoa; Arthropoda; Insecta; Lepidoptera; Nymphalidae
Gene: Notum
Product: palmitoleoyl-protein carboxylesterase NOTUM
Exons: 3
Coding region: 187-1485 (432 amino acids)
Molecular function (GO): hydrolase activity
Source: RefSeq, a predicted model, not a curated record